UACUCAUGCCAGUAUCGAUUUAGCACAUACUCAGAGUUCCAAACAGCUAGCCGAAAGAUGCUAGAAUCUCUCCUUCUCGCAAGAUUUAGUCGAUAAUAAACUCUCACUCAGAUGAUUUUUCACGCAAAUAUAUCAGUCCUGUUCUCAGUAAACCGUUGGAAUUGACUGCGUGCCUUCAAAACGCCUUGUUGUGGAGAAACUGGAGCGGUUUAAAAUAGCGAAAUUUACCGGCUGUGCCAGAAACUAGCUGACUGGUAGCAGUUAGCUUCGAGAGUACAGCAAGUAAGGCGGCUGGCUAGGCAACCAUUACUGUCGAAGCGGCUUCAGACCGCCGUCUGUGAGCUACCUGUGUCAGUCUGCUGCCAUAAUAGGAGGUUAGGUGUGACCAGUGGCCUAUGAGGAAGCCACGUCGAAAAGGCCAGGCGGCCGCAAGAGAUGGAUCUAAUGUUAGGAAGUCCAAUGGGACAGUUGGUGGUCGUGGGGGAGCCCGCCAGCGAUCCCCAUCCCCUUACAGCCUCAAAGCAUCUCCAAGUAGAGAAACCCUGUCCUACUCACAGACGCAGAAGGUGGUGGAGGUGGAACUGGAUGGUAGGCUUCAUCGAAUUUCUAUUCUGGAACCCUUGGAGAUCAUAACUGAAGAUGAGAUGAUGGCUCAGGACAUUAUUGAGUGUAACAGCAACAAGGAGAACAGUGAGCAGUCAUCACCUCCCACCAGCAGUGCCCAAACAGCCCGUAAACCCACCACACCCAGGGGCCGCAGGAAAGACUCUAAAUGUCCUUCUGUCAAGUCGCCACCACCUUCUAAGAACCACUGCCCCAACUCUCAUCCACCGUCCCCUGAGAAGUGUAGCGAAUCACAGCAUCAGCACAUGACCCUGCCUGAACCUAAGUAUCAUGUGAUAGAGACCUUCAGGGCAGUCGACGCGCCGCCUCUGCCCGCGGCAUAUUAUCGUUACAUUGAGCGGUUAGCUGAGGAGCUGGAAGCUGAGGCAGAAUAUGACAUGGACGAAGAAGACGCCGCCUGGCUGGAGAUGGUCAAUGCUGGUCGGAAGUCAGAGGGCUACUCAGCUGUCACGCCAGACAACUUUGAGCUGCUGGUAGACCGGCUGGAGGAGGAGGCGUACCGGGAAGCCCGCAGCCGGGCGCCCUCUCAGAGUGCUAUUGACGACGAUGCCUUCUGCUGCGUGUGCCUGGAUGAUGAGUGCCUCAACAGCAACGUCAUCCUCUUCUGCGACUCUUGCAACCUGGCCGUCCACCAGGAGUGUUACGGUGUGCCAUACAUCCCCGAGGGCCAGUGGCUGUGCCGCUGCUGCCUACAGUCCCCUCAGAAACCCGUUGAUUGUGUUUUGUGUCCGAACCGUGGAGGUGCUUUCAAACAAACGAGUGACGGCCGCUGGGCGCAUGUCGUCUGUGCCAUCUGGAUCCCUGAAGUCUGCUUUGCCAACACAGUGUUUCUGGAACCAGUGGAAGGGGUCAGUAACAUCCCCCCAGCACGCUGGAAACUGACUUGCUACCUGUGCAAGCAGAAAGGCCGUGGUGCAUCAAUUCAAUGCCACAAGGCUAACUGUUACACUGCGUUUCACGUCACGUGUGCUCAGCGUGCUGGCCUGUUUAUGAAGAUUGACCCUGUGCGAGAGACAAAUGUGAAUGGGACAACAUUCUCUGUGAAAAAGACUGCAUUCUGUGAGGCCCAUUCACCACCAGGACAAGAGCCCGUCUCAGACGAGGAGGGAGAAGGGAGAGUGGUGGGCAGCAGAGGCAGGGCUAGCAGAGGAAGAAGUGCCUACACAGAGGGCCCCGCCACGCCAAAAAAAGGCAGGAAGGGGGAAGAUGAUGCCAAGCUGGAUAAAAAGAAAGGGAAGAAGGGCUUGUCGACGGAACAACUCACUGCUUCACCACAAGCACUGGUGCCUCAGAUACCCACAAGCAGGCUGAAUAUCAUCUGUAAAGGAAUCCUCUUCCAAAGAAAAAAACAGUUCAUGCAUCGGGUGCAUAGCUACUGGCUGCUGAAGCGUCAGUCGAGGAACGGGGUGCCACUGGUCCGGCGUCUGCACUCUAGCAUCCAAUCGCAAAGGACGGUUGAACAGGUGUUGCCUCAGGUGGAUGAGAAGGUUUCUGCUGCAAGGGAAGCACUGAGAUAUUGGCAGAAGCUUCGGCAUGACCUCGAGAAAGCCCGGCUGUUAGUGGAGCUCAUCCGCAAGAGGGAGAAACUCAAACGAGAACAGGUCAAAGUCCACCAGGAAGCUCUGGAGAUGCAGUUGACCCCAAUGUUGGUGCUGCUCCGCUCCACUCUAGACCAGCUACAGGAGAAGGACACAGCCCAGAUCUUUGCAGAACCUGUUGACAUCAAGGAGGUCCCUGACUACCUGGAGUUCAUCAGCCAGCCAAUGGACUUUUCCACUAUGCGCUCUAAGCUGGAGAGUCACGCCUACCGCUCAGUGGCUGACCUGGAGUCAGACUUCCACCUGAUGGUGUCCAACUGCCUCCUCUACAACAGCAAGGACACAGUCUUCCACCGGGUAGCGCUGCGUCUUAGAGACUUGGGGGGUGCCGUGCUGCGCCACGCACAACGCCAAGCCACACACACCGGCCUGGACCUGAGCACCGGCAUGCAUCUCUCAGAGUCGCCGCAGAAACGAGACUUUCGCAGCUGCACCUGGGACGAUGUCGACAGCGUGCUGAAUCCAGACAACCGGCUCCAUAUGACUGUGGAUGAACAGCUGAAGGAGCUGCUGGAAAAGAUGGACUUUGUCUCCUCCAUGCGAUGCAGUGGCGCCCGAACACGACGCAUCCGCCUGCUCCGUCGCGAGAUCAACAACAUCCGCUACAGGCAGGGCCAGCACCCCCGCCACAGCCGUCACAACGGACAUCUGAAGGAGGAAGACGACGAUGACAACAAUGAUGAUGAUGAUGAUGAUGAGGAAGAUGAGGACAAAGAUGACCUCAAAUCCACAUCUCCCCCGACACUGGAACCCACUGGGCCGGCGCCUCCUCCGCGACGCGGGGAUGCACCUCUGGAACCUCCUACCCUGCGGCCAAUCACAGGGGAGCCCCAGUCCUCCAGCUGGCCCUGCAAACGCCUGAAGAUGGACGGUGACCUCUCGGAUCUCCCCCCGGAGAACACAAAUUGCACUAAAACACAGGAACAGCAAGUCCUGCUCCCCCCUAUUUUGCACAGCGAAGGACAGGCGGGGGCCAACUGGGUACAAGAGCUCGUCGCUCUCCCACAGCCCAUCAACGGAGGAGUUGGACGAAGAACCUCUGUGUUAUUCAGAAAGGCCAAAAAUGGAGCUAAGCUGUUCAGAGAGAGAGACGCUUUGCUGAACGGAAAGGUGCAGCAGGACAACAACCCGGGCAACGGCCCAACAGCACCCAACUCCACGGCCAGUACCCCAUCAUCAACACCUUUGUCCACGCCAUCUAAGACUCCGCAGAAAAGCCCCGGACCCCCCACCCUCAAUGAACAAUGGACCCCCAGUCGGCACAUGUGCUCGGAUAGUGAGCUGGAGAAGACGCCAAAUCAUUUAAGUGGACUCACCAACGGAUUCAACAAGCCAGCAGACGACGGGUCCGACUCUGAGUACAGCCAAUGUCCAGUCCUGCACAGAGAAACCUGCUCACCAACCAAACGAAGCCUCGGGAAACCGGCUCUUUCCAAAAUUCCCCUACUGGAGAUAGUGAAUGGAGACUCUGAUUAUACUGGCAAUGGUGUACUGUCUGAGGAUGGGACAGAGCUGGAGUCCCUGGAUCUGGUCUGGGCCAAAUGUCGGGGAUAUCCCUCCUAUCCUGCUCUGAUCAUCGACCCGGAGAUGCCCGAGGAGGGCAUGCUGCACAACGGGGUGCCCAUCCCUGUCCCCCCCAAAGAGGUCCUCUGUCUGGGGGAGCAGAGGCAGGAGGAGACCAAUGAGCGGCUCUACCUGGUGCUCUUCUUUGACAACAAGCGGACGUGGCAGUGGCUCCCACGAGACAAAGUGACGCCCUUGGGAGUAGACGACACAGCGGACAAGCUGCGCAUUAUGGAGGGCCGCAAGUCCAGCAUCCGCAAGUCUGUCCAGGUGGCGUACGACCGCGCCAUGAUCCACCAGAGCCGAGUCAGCCACAGCCACGGCUUUGUGGCCUCAAACUACCUGUAGGGGGCGGCAGGGAGCCCCGUGCACGCCCAGUCGGCCUCUAUGCAUUUCCGUUUGUUCUCAGAGCAGCAGGGGGUCCUGCCCCGAGUUGAAUUUGUAUUCACGCCGUGAUCUGAAUGAGGUCUUUGCACCGCAAAGAGUCCUGGAACCACUAGUGUCCCACCCACACGCUGUUUGCAUGUUGGUGGAGUUGAGGGCCGCGUUGCUGCGGUUGCUAAGCGUAGGGCUGCAUAGAGGUGUCAGCUUACUCCACCCGGAUGUCUCUGAAUCAAAUGUUAAAAAAGGUCUUCAUCCUAUCGUGCUACUGCCAAGGAAUCGAAUUGUCAGAAGAGACAUAUAUAUAUGAAACGCAGAAGACGUAUGAAUGGAUCACUGCCGUUUUUUAUACAAUAGCUUUUUACAUUUUAAUCUUUUACAGAGACACUUGUAUAUUUUAAAGGCACAUUGUGUAUAUAUAUGUAUGUUAUCAAACAUUGAUUUAAUUUAAUGUUGCCGUUUUUAAAAUGCGUAUUUCAAUCAACCCACAAAGGGCAAAGUGAGCUGUGUAUACUUGUGGAGAUGUACUUUAACUUGUGAUGUCAUUUAAUUGUGCGGUUUGUUUGUGAGUGUGUGCACUCACAGCGUACAACACAAUGAGCCAAUUGUUCUUUAUAUUGAAUUCUCUUUUUGAUACAGAGAAAUAAUUUAUUUAUGGGAUACAGAACUAUGGAGUUUUAUUGAUUCAAGUUGAGAAUUAAAUCUUAUUUAAUACAGAUUGAGGUUUGAUAAAAACAUGCUGCCAACGUUUUUAACAGGAGUUCACAUUUGGUUUGGUGGUGAUUUUACUCGACACCAGCUGCCGCCGUUCACUGUUAAGCCCCCAGAAUAUCCUAUUUAUUAAGAGACUCAUUUUAUCAAAUGGAAAAUACACCUUUUAUAAGCUUGUAGUACCUGCAUAUUAUACCCACUCACCAAAUAUUUUUGUCAAAACAAGUAUUUCUACAUUUUGGAAAAUAAAUGCUCUAUUAAAAACCAUUUGUGAUACUUAACAGCAGUUUUGUUUUUUUUCGUAC
Molecule: messenger RNA, 5182 nt
Organism: Pungitius pungitius (ninespine stickleback)
Lineage: Eukaryota; Metazoa; Chordata; Actinopteri; Perciformes; Gasterosteidae
Gene: brpf3b
Product: bromodomain and PHD finger containing, 3b
Exons: 13
Coding region: 396-4133 (1245 amino acids)
Biological process (GO): regulation of transcription by RNA polymerase II
Cellular component (GO): MOZ/MORF histone acetyltransferase complex
Molecular function (GO): protein binding
Source: RefSeq, a predicted model, not a curated record